Fimicolochytrium jonesii is the source of this 1408-nucleotide messenger RNA. RefSeq lists its product as uncharacterized. Gene Ontology annotation, cellular component: nucleus. The coding region runs from base 296 to 1369 and encodes 357 amino acids. Gene Ontology annotation, molecular function: ubiquitin-like protein ligase binding; protein tag activity. The transcript has a single exon. Lineage: Eukaryota; Fungi; Chytridiomycota; Chytridiomycetes; Spizellomycetales; Powellomycetaceae. The record is from RefSeq and is a predicted model, not a curated record. Gene Ontology annotation, biological process: protein sumoylation.
CUGUGCGGUGCCGUCUGUGCUCACGGCAACUGAUCUCGCCGAUCAACAAUCAUCUUGGCUCUUGCUAUACGAGCAGGGCCCAGGAAAGAGAGCUCGUGCACUGCUGCACUGCUGCUGCUGCUUGCUGCUGGUGUUGCUGCUGUUGCUGCUGCUGCUAUCAAAGUUCUGCAAGGGCAACUGUCAACGGUUUCUCUGACUCCGUGUAUGUUAGAUCUGUAAAGAGUUGCCAAGAACUGUGCGCUACACCAAGUCGCAAACCCCCCGUAAUCCCCUUCCUUCCCCCAACACUUGUACAAUGGUGCAAGCACUAUCAAGCUACGACGAGAACAAUUCUGCUUCACGAACGCGUAUCACUUCGCGGGCCAAUGCGAGGGACGACGACGGCGCCGGAGGGGUUGACAGCGACUCGUCCGACUCCGAGGACGAAACUUGGAUGCUGCGGGACAUGGCUUCCGUGAGACGUGUGCAUGCCGAUAGGAUGCGCGCCGGUGUGUCGGCGGCGAACAGGGAUUCGUCGCCAGCAGCAGGAGGGGAGGCGGCGGCGACGGCAAGGGUGUCGGUUGGGAUUAGGGAGCAAGGCGCUGCUUCCGUCGGCUUGACUGCUGACGGAGAACAAGCAUUGGAGGGAUCGCCAAUCUCCGGUCAAUUGGAAAAUCCGAAUGGCAUCGAAAUUGGGCCCUCAGGUCUACGUGUCCUGGCGGACUAUAGGGCCUCGAUCACCGACCGGGCCAGUCAACCUGCCCAUGUCAUACGAACCCCUCAGAACGUCGAAACCUUGCCUAGCAGCGGAGUCGUGACCGCAACGCCAACAGCGAAUCCACCAAGACGUGGCGAGCCGGUCGGGAGGAGCGCGGCAGAGGUUUCGACCGGCGACAUCAUGCAACGCAUAAACACCUUUGCCGCUUAUAUCACCAAUACCGGCGAGAACGGUACAGCACUCUACCGUCGCUCCAGCGUCAGCUCGAGCCCGUAUAACGCCGCCCCACCCAUGGCCGACGGCAACACAACCACAACCACAACACCCACGACAACCAUCUCUGCAGCACCCCUAGACCGCAACGCAUCCUCCUCAUCCACCACCCGUUCAUCCGAAAGCCCCGACAAACUCCCCCCGUACGUCCGCAUCGUCGUCGUUCCCGUCCCCAACGCACCAGCCCGCAUCGAGCCAAUACCGUUCAAAAUCCGCCGAACGACCCCAUUACGCAGACUCAUGGACAAUUUCUGUCGACGCGCGGGAUGUAGCACGAUUUGGUCGGAGUUUCUGUUUGAGGGCGAGCAGAUUGGUGGCUGGAUGACGGCGGAGGAGUUGGGGGUUGAGACGGAUGCGGUCAUUAGGUGUGUGGAGAGGGUUGAGAGGGUUGGGAGGUGAAGAUGGGGAUACCCCCGGCGUUCUUUCGAUUUCGCGGUG